AUGUGUUUGACAAUCAUCGUUUCAGAACCAUACCUCGUGUGGACUGAUGUUGGCGAAUCCGUAACGAAGCAGUUAGAAAGCCAGUUUUCGGUUGUGUCCAGCAUCAGAAGCUGUGUUGUCUGGGACGUGUUGCAUAUGCCGAACCGUCACUUGCCAAUGGGAGUGCUGUUUUCAUGCCCAACUCAGAGUGGCGGAAGCAGAGAGAGGAGUGUGAAGGAGAUUACGGAACGUUUGGGUGCUGUCGGUGCUACUCGCCUUCCAGGAUGGGGACCGCGUGAUUCCCACUGCACCUGGUUGGAGACACCACAAGAUAUGUCUGCCAACCGAUGCCUUUCGAUAUUUCCGAUCCCGCUGAAUAGUAUUUGUUUACUGAUGCCUUCAACUGAUACCGAGACUAUUCUGGAACCCUCGGCCCUUGACUUAAGCGGAGAUGGAAUGCAUAAUGAUGGAUUCAGCGAACAAGAUCACAUUUCCAAAACAAUGCCUGUCCAUAAAACGGACCGGGGUCCCCGAAAGAUCUGGAGGUGGAAGUUGGAGGGGAUGACUUUAGUUGUACUUAGUGUGAUAGUAGCAUCCGUCGCGCUCACGUUGGCUCUUAUUAUCAGCAUUCUUGUUGGUGAACCUCAGGUGAUGCCCCAUGGUGCAGUCGUUUCUGAAAGCUCUCAGUGUAAUUCAAUCGGCUUAGAAAUGAUGAGCCAAGGUCAAGGUAACGCCGUUGAUGCAGCAGUUGCAAUGGCUCUCUGUAUGGCUGUCGUUCGUCCGGACGUGGCAAGUCUCGCAGGAUGCGGCAUGAUGCUAGUGCAAGAUCGUAAUACCCAAAAAUCCCAUCUCUACGACUUUAUGUGUUCGGCCCCUUCAAAUCCAUCGGAUGUUGAUGCUACGAAGCCUGCAAGCCUGGUGGGUGUGCCUGGUUUCGUACGAGGGCUAUAUACUGUCCACCGGCACUUUGGUCAGCGACGUUGGUCAGAUUUGUUCGCUGGCGUGCUCAAUUUGGCUGCUGCGGGUUUUCGCCCGGAUCCGGACCUGUUAUCUGCGGCCAAAGCGACUGCUGCUGAACACCCCGGCACAUCAGGAAUGAUUUUCAAUGACUUGGCGAAGUUUUCCGGCGAGAGUUACCACCCUCCAGAUGCUCUAAAAGCCACGUUAGAGAACCUGAAGAAUAGUGGUGAACACUACUUCUACGAUGCACACUCUGAACCUGCUUCGUUUAGCAGCCAGCUCUUGUCGUUUCUUAACUCCCAGGGUGUGCACUGGCAAGCUCGGGAUAUGUCGGAUUAUACUGUUGAGAAACCAAAACCGAUUCUGAUGUCAUUUGCUGGGUUCACCCUUGAAGCCUUUCCGUCACCAUCGAGUGGAGGUUCUUUCCUACUGAGUUUGCUCGGCAAUCUUUGGGUAAAGAAUUUACGAGUGCCACUGGAUCCUGGAGCCUUGGCGAAAAAAGUCCCCAAUGCCACCGCCACGAUGCUUCAUCGACUCAUCGAGUUAAGCAAACUAUCUGAAGCACAAGCACUGAGACUUGGAGAUAUCAACGAUGACCUCAUUAGUGCACAAGCCAAAGCAGCUCAGAAUCAAAUGCUUGCUCUUGAAAGCCGAAUUCCGAUGGUGGAUUCAGUCACUGACACACGCACCUUCCCUCCAAACGCCGAACUGCUGGAGAGUCCCAAUUUUAAAAUUGGUGACACUGGGAUUCUGACAACAGAUUCAAAUGCGUUAACUGUGUCAUUGAGCUUGUUUCUUGGUUCCCCGUUCGGUACUGGACAGUACGUUCCGAAAACUGGUGUACAUCUCAAUGCAGCCAUGAAACUCUUCUUCAGUUCGUCUGGUCCAGUGCAGCCUGUGUUAAAUACGAUUGGUCCUAAGCGACGCCCACUAGUUCCAGGUUCCCCCGUCUAUCUUUCGACGACUCACCGCAAAUGCGGUGUCCGUGUAGGUAUAACUACUAGCGGCGGACUAUGGGGGACGAUUGAUGCGGCCCAAGUGAUCGCCGAUGCAGCCUUGUUUCUACGUAGUCCACCGUGCACUCCACCAAAGGGUAUCACUACACCAGUGGAUGAUGUUGCUGCAAGUACAUUGUUGGGCAACAAACAAACUUCAGCAGACCAACCAACUCACGUGGGUUACUCACCAGCGAGUGACGCUGGUUGCUUAGGUUUUCAGGCAUCCAGUGGCCUUCCCCGUCUUCGUUCCGGUCCUGUAAUUCAGAAUGACUCUGGUUUGAGUGAUCCAGUCUCCGCGGAACCAAAGUUCGACACUAACUUGGCCACCGGUUUGGAGGGAGUUGGGCAUAAAAUGAGCACUGUGUCGGAACCGUGGCCAGGACGAGUUUCAGUGGUUGGCUGGAACGGUUAUAAUAUAGUCUUGUCAGUUGAUCAUCGCGGUUCAUGGAAGUCCGCACAAUUUUAACUUCGCUUGUCUCUACCCUUCCCAUUGGCUGUGAACUGUGCACAUAUCAUUCUCAUACGGACACCGCACUCCCUCCUAAACUUAGAUAACUCUGUCGUGACAGUUUGCUUUUAUUGUCCGAGGCAGUGGUUCUUCUAUCGGGUUCGGUUAUUUUUACCCUAUCUUUCAACUUGAUUUCAUUGUAUUUUGUGUGUGCGUCUCGAUUUGAACCAUGACAGACUUGCCUUCUAAGUUCAUUUGGCGCUGCUUAUGAGUGUUGAAAAACAGCCGUUGUUUGCAUUUCGAAGCAAUACUGAAUUGUGCCAU
Opisthorchis viverrini is the source of this 2709-nucleotide messenger RNA. RefSeq lists its product as hypothetical. Gene Ontology annotation, biological process: glutathione catabolic process. The record is from RefSeq and is a predicted model, not a curated record. Lineage: Eukaryota; Metazoa; Platyhelminthes; Trematoda; Opisthorchiida; Opisthorchiidae. Bases 1 to 2403 code for a protein of 800 amino acids. Gene Ontology annotation, molecular function: glutathione gamma-glutamate hydrolase. The transcript has 10 exons. Gene Ontology annotation, cellular component: plasma membrane.